Carlito syrichta (Philippine tarsier) is the source of this 1648-nucleotide messenger RNA. Its product is annotated as ATP-binding cassette sub-family A member 2-like. The record is from RefSeq and is a predicted model, not a curated record. The transcript is spliced from 11 exons. Lineage: Eukaryota; Metazoa; Chordata; Mammalia; Primates; Tarsiidae. The annotation marks the transcript as partial.
CCGCCCUCACCCUGGCUUCGUGUGGCACGCGCCUUCCCGCAGCCCUGCGGGUGCCUUCUCAGGAGCACGGGCUCCAGCUGGGCUAGGCCGGCCCUAUGGGGGCGGGGGGCUCCAGAGGCCCGGGCCAGGGCCCGUCUGUCCAGCCCCAGGCAUGGUGGGUGGGGAAGCCGGGCUGCCUCGCUGUGUGGCCUCACAGGCCUGCCCUUUCCAGGGGGUCUUGGCUUUCGAAAUCUUCAUUCCCCUGGUUCUGUUCUUCAUCCUGCUGGGCCUGCGGCAGAAGAAGCCCACCAUCUCCGUGAAGGAAGUCUCCUUCUACACGGCCGCGCCCCUGACAUCCGCCGGCAUCUUGCCCGUCAUGCAGUCCCUGUGCCCCGACGGCCAGCGGGAUGAGUUCGGCUUCCUGCAGUAUGCCAACUCCACGGUCACACAGCUGCUGGAACGCCUGGACCGCGUGGUGGAGGAGGGGAACCUGUUCGACCCAGCGCGGCCCAGCCUGGGCUCAGAGCUCGAGGCCCUGCGGCAGCACCUGGAGGCCCUGAGCGCCGGCCCACGCCCCUGGGGGAGCCCCGCGGACAGAUCUGCAGUGUCCUCCUUCUCUCUGGACUCGGUGGCCAGGGACCCGCGGGAGCUCUGGCGCUUCCUGGUGCAGAACUUGUCACUGCCCAACAGCACAGCCCAGGCCCUCUUGGCUGCCCGCGUGGACCCGCCCGAGGUCUACCGCCUGCUCUAUGGCCCGUUGCCUGCCCUGAGCUCUGAGUCAGGCCUUCCCAGGGGCCAGAAACCCUGGAGCCGCCUGGGUGGCAAUCCCCUGUUCCAGAUGGAGGAGCUGCUACUGGCCCCUACCCUCCUGGAGCAACUCACCUGUGCGCCGGGCUCCAGGGAGCUGGGCCGGAUCCUCUCCGUGCCCGAGGCUCAGAGGACGGCCCUGCAGGGCUACCGGAACACCGUCUGCAGUGGGCAGGCUGCCGCUCGUGCUCAGCGCUUCUCCGGGCUGGCCGCUGAGCUCCGGAGCCAGCUGGACAUGGCCAAGGUCGCCCAGCAGCUGGGCCUGGACGCCCCCAACGUCUCAGACUCCGAGCCGCAGACGCCCCCCCCGCGGAGGCUGCAGGCACUUCUGGGGGACCUGCUGGAUGCCCAGAAGGUCCUGCAGGAUGUGGACGUCUUGUCAGCCCUGGCUCUGCUGCUGCCCCAGGGUGCCUGUGCCGGCCGGGCCCCAGGGUCCCCCGCCAGCGGCCCGAGCGGGACAGGCAAUGCCACUGGGGCAGGGACGGGUGCAGGCUCUAACGCCACGGCCGAGGAGGGCGCGCCGUCUGCUGCGGCCUCAGCCUCCCCGGACGCACUGCAGGGCCAGUGCUCGGCCUUUGUGCAGCUCUGGGCAGCCCUGCAGCCCAUCUUGUGUGGCAACAACCGGAGAUCCGAGCUGCUGCUGGGCGGGGCCCCGUCCGCGCAGCGGCUGGAGAAGGAGGCGCCGGAGACCUUCCAGAGCAACGGUCAGUGGGCGGGGCAGCUGGGCAGCUGGGCCAAUGAGACUUUCGCCUUCGUGGGCAACGUGACCCACUACGCCCAGGUCUGGCUCAACAUCUCGGCGGAGAUCCGCAGCUUCCUGGAGCAGGGCCGGCUGCAGCAACACCUGCACUGGCUGCAGCAG